Molecule: messenger RNA, 1398 nt
Organism: Pelagomonas calceolata
Lineage: Eukaryota; Pelagophyceae; Pelagomonadales; Pelagomonadaceae
Source: the annotation of a GenBank genome assembly
AUGGCGCCGCACCCCGCCGUCGUCGCCGCGCAGAAAGCAGCAUUAGACAAGGCCAAGGGCAAGACCGCCGCGGACAACCGCCAGGAAAUAAAAGACCAGGCGUCGGCGGCGCUCGCGAGGCUCGGCCUCUCCACGCCCUCGCCCCGAAAUAGUGGCUACGACGGCUCCUUGAACGAGCCCGGCGCGACGCCGCCGUCUUCAUCUAUCACGGAAAGAAUAGCGAGGCUCAGGAGAUCUCUCUCCGACGAAAAAGUAAAAAAUCAAAGCUCUACAUUCCAAAGGGUCAAGGACCGCGUGCAGGAGGGCUAUGCCGAUUUGAGUGAUGGCUACGGUAACUUGAGAGGAGACAAAGUUAGAUCUAGUGCGGAGCAGGCCGAGUUCGAGCUGGACCGAGCCAACCAGAGGAGGAUGCGGCGCGCGGACCGGCGGCAGAAGCGACAGGAGGACGAGGAGGCCAAGGACCAGGUCAAGUCCGUACCAACUUCCGGAUACGUGUUGCAUGGAGACGUGCCGUCGCCUCCGACCAAAUUAGGCCAGGCUCGCGAAAAGUUGUUGAGGACGGGUUCGUUGUUCGCCUCGACUGUCACUAAAGCUGCGAAAGCGCUCGAGGCCAAGGUGAAGAAGCGGAGUCCCUCAUCCAAGAUCGAUCAAAGAGCUUGUAGUGGGGGUGGUCGCGUCGCGGCCUCUUCCUACGUCCAGCGCGCCCACUUGCAGUACGACACGUUGACACCGGAGGCCGUGACGGGGCGCUUGCAGGCUCAGAACACGUUGCGGGGCGACGGCGGGCUCUGGGCCUUGAAAGCGAGGUACGUAGCUGCUACAAAAGCAGUGCCCGGGCAGUUACGAGCAGCAAGGGACGCCGAGGACCACGCGGCGCGGUUGGCCGACACGCUGGCCCAGGCGAACGAACGAUUUGAAGCUUUGAAGACCCAGGAGAAUUUGCUGCGGGCGUUGGUCGAGGAGGCGCGACGAUUAGCUACGGCGGAGAAGCCGGCAAAUGGUCUAUUAGCCGCGUUCCCCGCGGGCGCGCCGCCGCCCGCGGCACUCGGCUCGCCGGCGUCGUCGCGGUCGCCGGCGUCGGUGGGGUCGCCCGCGGCGCCGCGCUCGCGCGCGUCGUCGGCAGCGUCCGAGGCGGCCGCCGAGCCGACAGUCGCAGCGCCAGCACCGGCUGCCGUGGAGGAGCCGCCGCCCGCGCCAGAGCCUGCCGCGGCGGAACCGCUACCACCUCCUGCGCCGGAGCCCGCCGCAGACGGAGCUAUGCCGUCGUGGAUGGCGCCGGACCCCACCGCGGAGGAGACGCCUGUGGUGGAGCCCGCGGAAGCCGCCGACGACGCGGCCCCAGUCACUCCGGACGAGGAGGACUCGCCCGCCUUCACGGACGAUGAUGAAGAUAAGUAG